CACAACAGAAGCAUGAAGGACGAGCGCAGCAGCUGUCGCAAGGAGUGCGACCUCCUCGUGCAGAACAUUGCGCAGUCGCAUGCGCGCCUCGCGCCCGGCAUCCAAGCGGUGCUCGAGAAUCAAUGGGAGCUCACGUUUGCAGACUGCCUGCGCCGGUACGCGGCCGAGAAGGAGGAAGGGAUCCGCGACGUGUGCAGCUCACACUACAUGGAGUUUGUCCAGUCGAUUGAAGAGAUCGUGCAGAUCAAGUGCGACGCCAACCAGCUCCAGGUGCACUUGGACCAGUAUGCGCAGGACCUCGAGACCGCGACCGCCGACGUCCUGGAGGGCCACGCCAUGCUACGCACGUGUCACGACGUGCGCCAGCACAUUGACGUCUCGAUCGAGCGCCUCACGCAGUGCCAGCGCAUCGUGCACAUGGCCGGUAAAGUCGACGCCUACUUGGGCCAGGCCAAGUUCUACCAUGCGCUCAAGCUCCUCGACUCGAUUCGUCGCGACGUCAACAGCUUCCACGGGCGCGUCUUUGCACGGCGCGUGCACGAGUGGACCGCCGCGACAAUGCAGACGCUGCGCGACGAGACGACCAAGAAGACGUCGUCGUGGCUCGAAGAGAUCCGGCACGCUGCGAGUCCGCUCGGGGCGCAGGCCAUGCAGGCGUGCGAAGAGACGAUUUUGCUCAUGGCGCCGUCGUCGGCGCCGAGCACUGACGGCCUCAGCCUCCCGCUUCUCGACAACUUGGUCGACCAAGCCAACCGCAUCCGCGCGCGCCAGGCCAUCUACAGCGACUACGUGCAGAAGACGCUCGGGCUCCUCGCGCCGAUGCUGCGCAUUGUGCACGUCUACGACUGCCUCCACGAGACGCCCGUGCUCGCCGCGUUCUACCACACCAACCGCAUGCCGCAGCUGCAGUUUUCAGCUUUUCUGGUCGGUGACAUUGGCGCGAUUUCGCCCGACAAGUUUGCAACCCAGCACGACGAGAUCUUUAAACGGCUCGUGGGCACCUUCUGCUUGGAGAAGAUGCUCGCCAUCUACUCGAACGAGACGCUCCUCACCAAAGCCGAGGUGCACGCGGCGUGUCUCUCGGUGCUGCAGAGCCUCUGCGGCCUCGUCGUGGCGCUCCUUAUCAAGCUGCCGUCGCCCAAGGUCGUCCUCGACAUCAAGCGCAACGCGAUCUUGUGCGCCCGCGUCCUUGGCAACGACGUGCACCAGUUCAAUACGUCGCUCGUUUUUGACGCCUUUCGCGGGACCGGUGAUUUUUAUCGUAAAAAGAUGGCCGCCGACAUGAAAACAAAAUUACGCGACAUUCUCAAGCAAGACACCUUUCAGCAAGUCACGACGACGCGCGACCGCCUCCGUCCCGACCUCGCCCUCUGCGGCCUCGAAAAGCGGCACGACGAGCUCCUCAAGACGGCAGAUGCCAAGGGCAACGUGCUGCUGCCCUUCACGUCGGUCGUGCACCGCGGCUGCCGCGAAGUCCACGACAUGGUGACGACCAUGUUUGAAUUCGAGUGGCACUUGAACAUUCCGGAAUGGGGCUACUACGUUCGGGACGAGACAUGGGACGCCAUGAGUGAGCUCAGCGGCAUCCUCAACGAGCACAUUGAGCGCAACGACGAGCUUCAAAUCUCACAGGCGGUCAUUACGGGCGCGAACGCUUCGUAUCUCUCGAGCGCCUGCGACGUCUUGAGCGCCCUUGUGACCCAGCACGUUGAGGCGUGGGAGCAGCGCACUCGGUUCCCUCCCCAUACAGCCAAGGCGCCACCGAAAGCGACCGCAGCGCUCGCCAAGAAAAAGUACAUUGUACGACGUUGGUCGUGGGUUCGAGCCCGGUCCUGUAGGUUUGAAAAUACGUCAACGAAGUCCCAAGACAUGGUGUGCGAGCUCAUGGUCAAGAAGAUCGACGAUCUCAUCGGGUCCUUCUACUUUGUUAAUUGGACAGCGACCGAUGUCAACGCGCAAGCCGACCCGAGCAUGUCGGACCUCAUCCACUACCUCCAAGCAUCGUUCUCGCAGCUGGGGACGCUGCCCGUGCCGAUCCGAGAGGCGGUGCAUUUCGCGUCGUGCAUCCACAUCAACAAGGCGCUCGAGCAGGUGCUCGUGGGUCCGACCAUCAAGCGCAUCACGAUGCCGGCACUGAUCCACUUUAAACGCAGCUUGGACGCCCUCAUGCAAUUUGCCAACACGUGCAAUGUCACGCAGCUGCGCGAGUGUUUUCUACCGCUGACGCAGCUCGUCGACUUGAUUGUCUCCAACGACAUUGAGCGCGUCGAUGCGAGCAUGUUCAAUCGCAACGGCGGCAAGUACACGCAUGUGAUGCCGGACCAAGUGAUUGCAGUGCUCGACAAGUACAAGGACUUGGCACCGGCCGCCAGCAAGUUCUUCAAGUCCAAGAAGGCGCCGACAACCGAAACGGGGCUCAAGAAGACCGUCGUGGACGCGGUCGUCAAGCAGCUUCGCACGAUGAGUCCGCAUGCGAAGUGA
Messenger RNA from Saprolegnia parasitica CBS 223.65, 2481 nucleotides. RefSeq lists its product as hypothetical. Gene Ontology annotation, cellular component: membrane; exocyst. The record is from RefSeq and is a predicted model, not a curated record. Lineage: Eukaryota; Oomycota; Saprolegniomycetes; Saprolegniales; Saprolegniaceae. The transcript has 16 exons. Bases 13 to 2481 code for a protein of 822 amino acids. Gene Ontology annotation, biological process: exocytosis; intracellular protein transport; Golgi to plasma membrane transport.